Molecule: messenger RNA, 4796 nt
Organism: Vitrella brassicaformis
Lineage: Eukaryota; Vitrellaceae
Source: the annotation of a GenBank genome assembly
AGCUCAGAUCGCCAAGUUGCUGUGAUGGCGUCUUGAGGCGAAGGGACGAGGUCAUGAUGAUGUUGUUUUUUAUCUCCCUCCUCCUUGCAGCAAAUGGUCACGCAGGUAACCAACCACACCGACCGCACUGCAUUCAUUCGUCAACAUCCUUCUGCUUUGCAGGGCGGCCAUCGGCCGGUUUGGAGGCUGUCCGGGAGCUGAAGCACGCUGCUCUCUUGGUGUGUGAGGGGCAUGGCAGCGCCUGUGCAUUUGUCGUGUGUGAUCCUCUGUUUGUCGCCUUCAGGGGGAUGUAGUGUUGGCGCAGCGCAUCCUUGACCAAGGCGCCGAUCCCAAUGAGGGCAGGCCCGACAACAAGACGUCACUCAUGUGGGCGAUUGAUGGCACUCUGCCGCGGAAGAUGGUCGAGGUGCUGCUGCCCUACGUGACCGACCUGGAUGUCCGAGAUGAAAGAGGGAGGUCGGCUCUGCACUACGGGGCAACCAGGGGCGACAACGAUGUGGUGAGAGCGCUCCUCAAUGCGACCGGGAAGGUGCGGGGCGAUGCGCGGCUGCCGGACGUCAAUGGACGGGACAGCGGCGGACUCACUCCUUUGUUGGUCGCUGUGAAUCACGGCGAAUUCGCUGACGUUGUCCAGACUCUCCUGGACCACGGUAGGAGGGAGAGGGGGGUACCACGGGCAACAAAGUUUUGUUGAGAUUCUCUUAUUACUUGUGUGUCAGGUGCCGACAUAGAGGCGCAAGGCGCCGUUCGUGAAUCACGCGACCUUACCGUCAGCCCACUCAUCGAAGCUGCAGCAAAGGGGCGACACUUUCACAAUGCACGAGCAACAUGGAAGGCAGCUGCCUCGACCUUUUUGUACGUGCAGGGGCGAGUCAAGAGUGUGGAGAUAUUGUUGAAGAAUGUUGCGGACAUACACCGACGCGGCGGACGGCAGAUAUCAGCGUUGAUGGUAGGGAGCGCUUGCACCUGCGGAUCGGGGCUCGGUUGCAACUCGGGCAACAAGGCCCAGAUUGUGAAGAUAUUGCUUGACAAAGGAGCCGACAUUCACGCCCGUAACCACAAUGGAUGGCAGCCUCUUCAUUACGCUGCGAUGGGGUAACGAAAGCGCCAUCCGAUUAUGGUCAUUCUUCACUGCUGGCUGGCUCUCUUUGGCUGUGCAGCGGCUGCGAUGAGCUAGUGGACAUUCUCAUAGACGCAUCUGCCAAUCCCCUGGUUCCCGCGAAGGCUGGCGCGCCUGCUGAAGUGGCUGAUAACUCCGUAACUUGGACUGCUGUCGAUUCUAUGCAUUAUGCCCAUGUGCCACUGCUUGUCGGUUGAAAUGUGUGCAGGGUCAUCCUGCUCUCGCAAAACGCUUGAGGGACUAUGAAGACCGUAAGUGCAAAUAGCCGAGGCAACCACGUCGGUGAGCAAAACGAUCAUCUUGCAUGUGUAGAGAGGAUUCGCGCGAUGCUGGAUGACACUGACGAGUCCACAAACAGCUCCGUGAGCAGUGUGGACCUCGCCAUGGGACUCAAACGUGCUGCUUUCCACGUAAGCCGGGUGUCUCGGGGAAAUGACAUAGCCUUGUCAACUCUAUACUUGGCAUUCUUGUGUUGUCAGGGCAAUAGCUUUCUCGUGUCCCUCUUGUUGGAUGAGGGAGCGGAUCCGAAUGAGCGUCAGCCCGACAACAGGACAGCCCUCGUGUGGUCCGAGAACGGCACGAGUCCCCUGCAGAUGGUGCAGCUGUUGCUGCCUCACAUGCGAGCCAUCGACGACAUCGAUAGCGAGGGGAGGUCGGCGCUCCACUAUGCUGCGAUGACGGGUGACGCUGCGGUCGUCAGGGCCCUGCUGGAGGCAGCUAACAGCAGCAGAAGGGCUCCUGACGUGAAUGGCCUCGACAUAGCAGGAGAGACUCCGAUGUUCGUUGCCGUCUACAAUGGCGGCUCGCCAGACGUCGUCGAAGCGCUCAUAGAAUUCGGUGAGCGCCAGGAUAUACGGCGUGUCACCUCCGUCACCUGUCCUUAUUCGUCCGAUUCAGGUGCACACGUAAACGAAACGAACGAAGGACGGUUGGUCCCCCUUCAUGUGGCUGCAAGCCGAGGACGUGUUGGCGCAGUGGAGGUGUUGCUCCGACACGGGGCGGACCCAAACGCAGUGGGAGGCUGCAACGUUGCUGCGGAAACACUGCUGUUACUGGCCUGCGGGUGCACGUGCAGCGAUGGACAUCAUAUUGAGCUGUACCGCUCCCUCGGUUUCGAUCGGUGUGAUGACCGCCACAGCAGAAUGCUUGAGCUGGCCUUAUCGUAUGGAGCUGAUGUCAACGCUGUCGGACUUCUCGGAGUCACUGCACUUCAUGUAGCUGCAGCGGGGUGAGCUACUCUACUCACACACACCUUGUGUGUAUCCAUGUUUUUCUUUGUGCUGUUGCUUUCGUGCAGGGGAUGUUCUGACACAGUUACCAGGCUACUCAAGGCCCUUGCUGACCCGACAAUCGCUGGCCGCUUUGGCGACGAACUGACGGCGGCCGGCAGGGCGUUCAACGAGGUAUGCAGGCUGUGCUGUGUGGGCUCUGUAGCUCACCCCUGCAGAAUGGUGCUGCUACAUGGCUGCCUGUCUGCAGGGUCACAUUUUUCUCGGAUGCCACCUCAAAUUCCACGAAUGUGAGUCGAACGAAGAGGAAGUGUUCUUUGCUUGUGGCAGACCAUUGUCUUUGGUGCGUUCGUUGUCUGCAGACAAGACUCACCUCAUUCGGUUCUUCUCCUCGCCGUGGUCUGUGGCUCUGGUGCUCUGCUGUGUUGCGGUCCUGCUGCUGGCCAAUCGGCGGAUGCGUCGCCGUCUGCUCUUCGCCAUCAGAUGGCUCAAGGAAAAGCCCAUGGAUCGGCUGAAGGAAUCUGUAGAAGGUAAGAAACGGACAAAGAACGGAAAAUAUGACAACGGCUGCAUGAUGAUGGGUCUGUCUGUGGUUUUACUGGCACCACUUCAGCGGGCACACAGCGCCUCAGCAAGCGCGAUAAGAACAGACUGAAGAAGAGCCGUACUCGGGAUGAGGGGGAAGGCACCCGAAUGGAGGCAAGCCGCCCAGACACUGAUGCCGCAGAGAGCAUCACCCAGUAGGUGGCAGCAACCGUCGUGCAGAAAGCACUGUCUUGUGUGUGCGAUGGGUUGCAGUGACGCUGUGGAUGAGAAGGACGCCACACGAACCCCAGCGAGGCCGGCAGACGCCGAUCCCGCCGAAAAUGAAACCAGGUGGGUGACAGCCACCACUUCGGCAUAAGAAAUCAUGUGUCUGCCAUGUGUGUCUGAUGAAUUGCAGAUGUGGAGAAGUCGUCAAGCGCUGGCAGGAGAAGUAUUCGGCGGCCAUCCGCGAGCGCGAUGCUGCCCGAGAGGCCCUCAGACAGACAGAGAGCACCCUGCAUGCCGAACGCGAUAAGUGAGAAGAACCAGCCAGCAGAGCAGAGGGGACUACACUUAUACGUGCGGUGCAGGGGAGAGUCUGACCGUCAGAAGGUCAAGUCCCUCAGCACAUCGCUGCAGCAGGCGAAGCAAGAAUGCACCAAAGCCCAGAAGGAGGCCAAGCAGCUGACCACCAGGUGAGGACACUAACGAGGCACAGCUGCAUCGGCCAUACGGGUCUGUGUCUGGUGCAGGUUAGACAAGCAGGUAGAGGUGGCCGAGAGGGAGAAGGCCAGCAAGGACGAGGCCAUAGCUGCCGCCCAGCGACAGGCCCACACCCUCACUGACGAAAAGGACAAGUGAGCGGCUGUUCUGAUACACAAGGCACCGCUCAGCCACAUGCCGACUGGUUUCCCUCUCAGGAUGAAGGCUCGCCUGGACGGCACCGUGAAAGAGAGGGACGCCGCACACAAGAAGAUCCGAGAGUAGGCAACAUCAAGACGCCACGCGGUGACGUUGCCUGCUUGUCCUUUCUCCAUUGUUUGUGUGUGUGCAGUUUAGAGGCAUCUGUCCGGGAGCUGCAGGCAGACGUGGGCUGCCUCGACUCUGCUAGCAUCGACAGGUGGGCGCCACUUAAAAGAACGAAAAAUCAACGUAUCGCUGGCCUGUCUCUCGUCAUGCAUGCCUUUGUCAUCAGGUUGUCUGCUGACCGGCUGGAGCACACCGACCAGGAGGGCGUGCGAAGUUUCCAGAGCGACAUCCAAGAGGCCAUGCAGCAGCUGGCGUCUGCUCGCGACCGGCUGAUGGGCCGCCUGGCCGGCGUGUCUGACCAGGAGCGGCAGCUGCGUGAGCUGGAGGUGCAGGCCAAGGAAAAGGCCGAUGACCUACAGAAGUGUGUCGUCUGCAUGGACGAGGCUCAGCCCGCCACCAUUGUGCUGAGUCCCUGCCGCCACAUGUGUCUGUGCGACAAGUGCUGGCGCAAGUACCGCAGGAGAGAGUGCCCCAUGUGCCGCAAACCUUUUGACCGCGACAGGUCGGGGGCGGUCUACAUGUCGUAGCUAUAUGCAGCUGGGGUGGGUGAGUGGGGUUCCUGGGGUGCGUGUGCAUGGGUGUGUGUGAAUGCGUGCAGUGUGCCAUUUGUGGCUUCAUGUACAAGCAAUGAAGGUGUGGGCCGGGGCGGGAAGUAGCUCUUGCAGGUAUACAAUUAAUUAGUGGGGACAGCAGGUCUUGCUGUUCAGGUGUUGACUGGGCUUAUCGUAGAUGGCGCUGCCUCUUUUGGUAUGGUUUUGCGUGUGGCAUUCUCCAACCGCCUACAGGUCGUAGCCAUGCAGCUGAGGGGGUGGGUGCCUGGGGUGCGCUGUGUGCGUGUGGAUGGUGCAUUCAUGUAGCGCGCCAUUUGUGGCUAUAUAUUCAAGCGAUGUGGG